AUGAGUUUAAUAAAUGACAAUAAUAAGCAAGAGAAUGAUCAUGAUUUAUUUUAUUCAAGCCCAACUAUUAAUUAUAAUAAUGCGAAAAGCAAUAAUGACACUGAAGAGGGUGAAUACUCGUCAUUUCCUUCAAAAUUUUCAUUGAAUCCGUUCAUCAACCAUGAUACUGCAACAGAAACUCAAGAAAAUGUAUUAUUGUCGUCUUUUCAAUUAAGAUAUCCGAUUAUCAAUCAUAAUAUUGCAGCAGAAAGUAGCAAAAAUCAAGAUGACGCAGUGUCAUUGAAUCCAUUUAUCAAUCGUAUUGAGAAAAUUCAUGAGAAUGAAUACUCGUCGUUUGAUUCAAGACAUCCCUCAUUGAAUCCAUUCCACAACUAUAAUACUGUAACAGAAUAUAACAAAAUACAAGAGGAUCAAUUAUCAUCAUUUCAUUUUGGGCAUACCUCAUCUUCAAGUUCAGUAACUGUAGGAGAAAAUAAUGACAGACAAAAUAAUGAAUUUCAUAUCUUAGAUUCUCUCAAUACAUGUAAUAACAAUAAUAGUGAUGAUCUAGCAAGAAAUUUGCCAUUUAGAGAUUUUUCACCGAGUCCUUUUACUAUUAAUAAUUCUAAUGGCAAAAACCAAGAUUUACACUAUAAAUCUUUUUCGCUUGAUUUAACUAAUAAAGCGAAUACUGAUAAGGAAGAUAAUAUAUGUAAACAGCUACCGUUGCUCGGGUUUAAUCCAGAUAUUAAUAACCAUAACGAUAAUAGGUAUCAAGAUCUCAUAACCGUAUUGGACAAUUCGAUAAAGCCAACAACUGGUACGAAAGAGAAUAAUCAAAGUCAAAAGAUUAAGCAGUCGCGAUACUCUCUAGGAAGCUCUAUUAUGAAAGAUCCUUCUCUUUUGGAUUUCUCACAAAAUUCAAAAUCAGUCUCACCUACUCAUUUACAAAAACGUUCAUCUACUUCAUAUAGUCCGACUUCUAUUUCUUCUCAUCAAAGUUCAACAUCGGCUUCAUUUACACGUAGUUGUCCUUUAGAGCCUACUACACAACACCAUCAAAUACCAUCUUUAAAUAAUAUCCAUUUGAAUCACGGAACUUUUACCCGUUGGAACGAACUUUAUGCUCAUCGAAAAGAAUCUACCAAGGAAAAAGUAUUGAACCUUUUUAAAAAGUCUCAUGGUUCAAACGGAAGUCAAAAUCAUGUAAUUUAUACUGCUGAAAAUUAUCUGGAGGUGCAGGCAGUAGUAGCAGUUGAUCCGCAUUGA
Molecule: messenger RNA, 1248 nt
Organism: Ambispora leptoticha
Lineage: Eukaryota; Fungi; Glomeromycota; Glomeromycetes; Archaeosporales; Ambisporaceae
Source: the annotation of a GenBank genome assembly